CCAGGGCUGAAGGCCUACACGGCCCAAGGCCCAAGCCAAAUUCGAGAAACAAAAACCCACUACUAAACCUCACAGACCGAGAUACACUGCGAGAGCGACAGAUUUGUAGAGAGAAAGCAUGAAAUUCACAGACUCACCGGUAAUUGAACUCCCAGUUCGCGAUGCUCUCCUCUCCAUCCAACAAGACAACGGUUCCAUGCACGUGGGAACCUCCGUGUGGCCCUGCUCUUUGGUCCUCGCCAAGUUCGUUGAGCGAUGGGCCCCACCCCGACCCACCACUCAACCAUCGGACAGCAACCCCUACUCCCGUCUCCUUGAUUUUCACAACACGCGCCGCCGCGCUGUCGAGCUCGGCGCCGGAUGCGGAGCCGCUGGCAUGGCAUUUUACCUCCUUGGACUCACCGACAUCAUCCUCACUGACAUUUCCCCGGUCAUGCCCGCACUCAAACGCAACCUGAAACGCAACAAACCUGUUCUGAACAAAGCCCUAAAGACCUCGGUCUUUUACUGGAACAACCAAGAUCAAAUUAAAGCCCUGAAUCCACCGUUUGAUGUGGUGAUCGCGGCUGAUGUGGUUUACAUAGAGGAGUCUGUGGGCCAGCUUGUGCGGGCCAUGGAGGCUCUCGUGGCUGACGACGGUGUGGUGUUGUUGGGGUAUCAGUUAAGGUCACCAGAGGCCCACAAGUUGUUCUGGGAAAUGUCUGAGAAAGUUUUUGAGAUUGAAAAGGUGCCUCAUGAAGAUUUGCAUCCUGAUUAUGGUUAUGAGGAGACUGAUGUUUAUAUCUUCAAGAAGAAGAAGAAGGAGAAUGUAGAGUAAAUUUUGGUAACUGUAUUUCAAUUUUCAUUUUACUGAGUAAUAUAGAAUAAAAUACAUAUCUUGGCAAUGUUAGAUGUGUCCGGCUGGAUUAUAUUGUAAACUAUGGAUUCAUUAUGGUUUACUUGUUAAAGUAUAUGUGUCACUGUUGUGUUGUGGUGAUUGAAGAGUUUUUUUUUUCUUUUUUU
Pistacia vera is the source of this 1002-nucleotide messenger RNA. Its product is annotated as putative methyltransferase-like protein 21E pseudogene. Bases 119 to 817 code for a protein of 232 amino acids. The transcript has a single exon. The record is from RefSeq and is a predicted model, not a curated record. NCBI's taxonomy places the organism in Eukaryota, Viridiplantae, Streptophyta, Magnoliopsida, Sapindales, Anacardiaceae.